AUGGCUAUCGAAGCAGCCCCGCACCCGGGUCUUGAGACUCAGCAGCACGAGGAGUUUAUCGAUUACUCUGAAGACGAUUCGGCAGCACCUGUCAUCUCCUCCAAAGGCUCCAACAGCAACUCGUUCUCCUCCACCGUUAAAUUCGUAGUCGAUCCGUCAGAGAACCCAGAGGAAUUGCUUUCAAACACAGACCACCAAAGUCAAGCUAUCGACCUGCAGGUAGAAGCUGACUCUGAGGCCAUAUCCGUGAUCGCCGACACACACUUUGAUGGCGACGGCGCGGACUUCUUCGACGCAGAUGACACCGAAGCUGCCAACCAGCUCGAUGCUACGGAAACCGAUGGUGGUUAUUUUGAUGACACCGAAAACCCUGGCGAGGCCAAGGUUACGGAACAUGAGGGUAUUGACAUGAACGAAAAUGAAAUCAGCUGGGAGGAUGGACCGAGCAAUGAGCAAGACGCAGAGAAAGAUAACAGCAACAAAAACAACGACAUCGCCAAGCCUAUCAAUGACGACUGGCAGCUAGUUGGCGAAGGAGAACACGCCGUACACGAUGCCACAAACUCCAACGAGGACGUUUCCGACCACGGGGAAGCGGAGAGCCAUGAGACUGACCACGCACUAGAGGUCCAUUCCAAUGCAUCUGGAAAUCUUGCUGAAGAAACAGAAGCAACGUCUGGUGUCAACGUUGAUCCUGUCUCGGGGGGAGAACAAGCGGCCGGAAGCUAUGAUUCGAAGGCGGAUGGCGAUGUGAACGAGAUAGAAUAUCCCGAAGACCAGGACAUCGACAACUCCGUCGAUGCCUCUCAAGACGGUCACGACGCCCGGGCCGAUGGUCAGAAUGCUAUCCAGGAGGGCCUUGGCAACGCUGCCAGCAAACAAGUAGACGCCGAGGAUCAUGUCAUGGGCGAAGACUUUGAAUCACAGCUCGAACAAGUGAUCGAAGGCAGCAUAGCAGAGACUGAUGGUGUCAACGAAGAACAUCACGAUAGCGAGGUUGCCGAUGUUCCAGUCUACGCCGCACCAGACGAAGAGACGUCAGACCGCGAGCAUGUGGUAUAUGAUGAUGAAAUGCUUGCCGAUGCACGGUCUUCAGUUUCAGCAGAGACGCCGUCUAAUGAGGACAUGGAUAUACCUGUUAUCACAGUCUCAUACAAGGGCAUCGACUAUCCCUUCUUUUACGGCGCGCCGGAUAGCGAGGGCAAGGAAUGCUUCUUCAAUGACCUUUCCCUUUUGCACUGCAAAAUGGAAGGAGUAUUGGCUGGCUUCCGUCGAGAACUUGCCAGCGAACUCGGUCCACUUGACGAGCUUGUGUUUCAAAUCGACGAGCUCGGACUUGAGUUUGCCGAAUCUACCCAGUCAGAUGUCUUUUCCGACAUCACAUUGGGACAGAUCAUAUCUGUUUUUGACUCGUUGGUCAAGAACCAGAACCCUGACGCAUCGAAGCCACUCUACGCGUAUCUUUCAACUCGGCCGAACUGCAAGAAACGAUGGCUCUCUCUCGUCGAUGAUGCUUACAAUGGCAAGGGUCUUGAUGAAAUCAGUUUUUACUUCGCAUCCAGGGCGCAGAGCGAAGCUCCUGAAAUCAUUGAUGACGAUGAACCUGACCUGAUUGGAGAAGAAGACAAUGCCGAUGCUGCUGCAUGGCCACAGUCCCCUGGCGAGAGCGAGCACGGUGACCAAGACGAUGUCGAGGUCCAGCGUGAAAGUGCUGAGAUCAACGAGGAGACCAACGACGAUAACGAUGUUGGCGAUGGCAUCGCCGUAGACGAUGGCCUGCAGCCGCAAGGCGCUGUUGACAAGCAUACCCUCGAGCCAGAUGCAAGUGCUGCAGAAGAUGUGGACGCCGAAGCGACAAUGGUCGACACUGAAGUUUCUCUCAUGGAUGAUUCUGCCACAGCCGAGGCUGUUCUUACUGUUGAAGCCGCCGAAGUGGCAGACGUGGCGGAGGACCAGCAGCCUCAGCAUCACGAGGAGAAUGGUAAUACCGACUGUUUUUUAUCAACUCCUUGUUUUCGCCCCAAUUUUUGUCUCUGCAUCACUUGCGCUUCGAGCUUCAAUGCGGACCAGAUGGUGGAAGAAGACAGUCUGCGAUACGAAUCUAUGGUGCAGAUGAUCAGAAAGUCUGCUCAACGACAAAUGGACUUUGUACUCGAUUAUUCGCAUCUAGACGUUUCCAGGGGGCAUUGUACCAGAGUAGCCCCUCGUCACUUGCAUUCUCAUUCUGAUGUUAGCAUGGCUUUUUCAUCAACCACGGACGCUGACAUUACACUCCAAGCUCUAGAAGUCGAUAUAUCCAACCCACUGGUGUGGGAUGCGGAGGAAGCCGAUGCGUUUACUACUGCUGAAGACACUCAGCCCUUCCUAAAUGAUGAGGACCUCAUGCAAAACCUGAACCAGAUCGCCGAAGGCGUCGAUGGGAUUUCAGCAGACAAGGUAACCCCCAAUACCAGUGCCACAUCGACUCUGAACGGCGACGAAGAGGUCAACUACGAUAAUGAGCUUGAUAUCAAUGCCGACCUUCCUGAAGACGAGAUUGAUGCCCCUGAGGUGCCUACCCAGGACGACGAACUGGCAGAGAUCGAUUGGAGGGAGUUCCCUGGACAAGACGAUGGUGUCGCGAAGUCUCCUUCGAUCUCUAGCAAACGCCCGAGAUCGGAUGUGGACGAUGUGCUGGAUGACGAAGCCCAGAAAGACGUCAAGCGUCGUCGGUCUUAG
Molecule: messenger RNA, 2718 nt
Organism: Colletotrichum higginsianum IMI 349063
Lineage: Eukaryota; Fungi; Ascomycota; Sordariomycetes; Glomerellales; Glomerellaceae
Product: Conserved glutamic acid-rich protein
Exons: 3
Coding region: 1-2718 (905 amino acids)
Source: RefSeq, a predicted model, not a curated record